CCUUGAUCGACUUGUCACAUUUUUUAACAAAUAUUUUAACAAAACUGCCACAUUUGAACUAGACCCCAGCCAUUGCCAAAUUUUCCAAGGAAUUUCGCUUUGAUUGGCGUGUUAAAUAGUGUCCUGGUGCCUUGAAAGCGAAUUACCUUCACUGUCCCGGCGUAUUUAGCACGUUUUUUACGGCAGAAAUUAAGCAACAGGUUGAGCAGAAGGAUAACUCGGACUUGGGAUGAAUUUUGCUAUGCCUCGACUUAGACCGCGUUGCGGUCUCUGUGGACCGAGCUGUAAGCCCUGCAAUGGUUGCUGCGGCCCCUGCGGCGGAUCCUGUAGAUCCUGCGACGGUUGCGAUUACUGUGGACCGGCGCCCUGCUCCGUGGUCUCGUAUCAGCUGUCCUGCGGCCCCGUGGGACCUGUGCUGCCCUGCAUGCAAUGCAGCAGCGGCCCAUCGUGUGGCGGAUCUUGUGGAGGCUCCUGCGGCGCAUCCUGCUGCGGCUCCUGUGGCGGAUCCUGCUGCGGAUCCUGCUGCGGAUCGUGCUGCGGCUCCUGUAGCAUACCCUGCGGCGGCUGCUGCAGCGGCAGCUGCUCGCCGCCCUUCUACUUUGUGCCGAACAAGUGCCGCUACUGCUACGAGUGGGGCCGCUUCGGACCCCUGUAUUAGUGUUGCACUUUUGAUGGACCCUUCAUAACAGAGUUUCGAAUGCAAUAAAUUCACGUGUCAGCCAGA
Drosophila serrata is the source of this 724-nucleotide messenger RNA. RefSeq lists its product as uncharacterized. The record is from RefSeq and is a predicted model, not a curated record. NCBI's taxonomy places the organism in Eukaryota, Metazoa, Arthropoda, Insecta, Diptera, Drosophilidae.